ACUCAUUAGCAGGGGAAGCAGCAUAAAAACGUCCUCGUCCACUCACUUAAAUGCACAUUUGGCUGCCUAAUUAUCAAAGUUGUCAACGCAUUGCCUCACACACACAAGCACACACACAGCAGCAGCAACAGCUAAGCCAACAACAACAACGACUACAACGAAAUGGCGCAUAAAAACGUGACCAACAAUGGAGCACUGAGGGUCGCACUCAUCUAUCGCAUAGACAGCCCAUCGCUUCACACAUCUCAUCUCAUUGCAUCUCAUCUAACCAUCGCUGUCGUUGUGUUGUGUUGGUGUAAGUAGCAUACAUGUGAUUCUACAUUAGUGUGGGUGUGCAACGGGCGUGUGAGGCGAGGCAACAGCUUCAAGUGUCAUUGACGGUGUGUCAUAUUCUCGAGCAGCCAUUAAUCUCAGCAUACUUGAGAAAGAUUGAUCAAAGCAACUCCUGAACAAAUACACAAGAUGACAUAAUAAGGUGUUAAUGACCAGAGUUCAUAAUAAUCCGCUAGUAAAAUCUGAUAAUAUGAUGACAUAAAUCAUAUAAGCCACAUUUCUGGAUCACUACAACCGAAAAGACAUACUGAGAGAUAGAGAAUAGCAUGCAAUUAGUCGCAAAAGGAGUGCCUCACCAUGGAUAAGAAAUUAAAAACGAAAUCUAAAACGAAAAGCCUCAAGCCAAAUAAAGAGUCAAGCACGAAACUGGAUGUGGAUCUAUGGGAGCAAAAUGAGGAUCGUUUCACAAUCUGCGAAUUUAUUCCGGAUCGUCAAGCAAACAAAUCGCAGCAAAACAUCAAAGCUGCAGCAACAUCUGGAACUGUCGUGUGUCCUGGUAAUGCAGAGGCCUUAUCGUUGACUGCAUCAGGAUCAGGCAAAGACGCACCAGUGCCACAGCUAAGCACCACACCCACAGCAAUAAGCAUUGCUGGUUGUGCCUCGGGCACAGCGUUAGUUACUCUCGAUCCAGAUGCCGCAACUAUUGAAGCCACCGAGCCGGAACGAGGCAACUGGACGGGUCGCUUUGAUUUUCUUCUAUCGCUGCUGGGGUACUCAGUUGGUUUGGGCAACGUUUGGCGCUUUCCGUACCUUUGUUAUAAUAAUGGAGGCGGUGCUUUUCUUAUACCCUUCACUAUUAUGCUAAUUAUAGCUGGCCUGCCGUUGAUGUUUAUGGAACUUUCGUUUGGUCAGUAUGCUGCACUCGGUCCAGUUGCCAUCUAUCGUCGCUUCUGUCCAUUAUUCCGUGGACUAGGCACUGGAAUGGUUAUCGUUUCCGCCAUUGUUAUGCUGUACUAUAAUUUAAUUAUUGCCUGGACCAUAUUCUAUAUGUUUGCCUCGUUUCGAACUCAGUUGCCCUGGCAGAAUUGUGAGCCCGAGUGGAGCACUGUGCAUUGCUUCUCCUACGUAAUGGCGGAUCAGUGCGAGGCUGCCAAUGGCACCUACUACCUUCGAAAAUGUUACAAUUCCACAGCCGCCGAGGAGCACAAUAUUACCGAGAAAGCAUUGCAUGCCCUCAAGCGACCUCCCGCCGAGGAAUAUUUCAACAACUUUGUGCUUGGUCUAUCAUCGGGCAUUGAAGAGACGGGCAACAUUAAAUUUUCAUUGGCUGCUUGUUUAUUGAUUGCCUGGGUCAUUGUGUUCCUCUGCCUCUGCAAGGGCGUGCAAUCAUCAGGCAAGGUUGUUUACUUUACGGCGCUGUUUCCCUAUCUGGUACUGGUGAUUCUCUUCUUUCGGGGCGUGACAUUGCCCGGUGCAAACACAGGCAUUCUGUUCUAUCUCACGCCAGACUGGAAGCAACUGGCCAAUGCUCAGGUUUGGGGAGAUGCAGCUGUGCAGAUCUUCUUUGCGCUAAGCCCUGCUUGGGGUGGUCUUAUUACACUCUCAUCGUACAAUAAGUUCUCCAAUAAUUGCUAUAAAGAUUCACUCAUCGUGGCGUUUUGUAACAUUGCCACCUCAUUUUUUGCGGGGCUGGUGAUAUUUUCCAUCAUUGGUUUUCUGGCUCAUGAGCUUGACGUGGAGGUGAAAAAGGUUGUGGAUCAAGGCGCUGGUCUGGCAUUCAUUGUCUAUCCAGAGGUCGUCACUCGUCUGCCCAUCUCGCCUGUCUGGUCGGUGUUGUUCUUCGUCAUGCUGCUCACCCUGGGAUUGGACUCACAGUUUGCGCUAAUGGAGACCGUAACUACUGCCAUAUUGGACAAAUUCCCUAAUCUACGACAAUACAAAACUUGGGUUGUACUAUUUGUUGGUAUAUUUGGCUAUGUCGGCGGCUUGGGAUUCACCACGAAUAGCGGAAUGUACUGGCUGCAACUAAUGGAUAAAUAUGCCGCCAAUUGGUCUGUGCUGUUGAUUGCCAUUUCGGAAUGUGUGCUGAUCGCCUGGAUCUAUGGCUCGCAGCGCUUUCUCAACGAUAUACAGGGCAUGAUUGGCAAGCGAUCGCGUUUAUGGAACUUCUUUUGGGGUGUCAUGUGGCGAUACAUAACACCAGCCACACUUCUGUUUAUUCUAUUCUUCAACUGGGUGGAAUACAAGCCUGCGCAGUAUGGACAUUAUGUGUACCCGCUGUGGGCAGAUACGGUUGGCUGGAUUAUUGGUUUAUUGCCAGUGUUCAUCAUAUUUGUGGUGGGUGUGCAGCAGAUCUGCAAAGCGCCAAAGCAUCUGAAUUUCAGGGAUCGCCUCAAGCACUUGUUGCGACCAACCGCCGAAUGGGGACCCGCUGGGAGACCCUGUGUGAAUUUGCAUGCCGAACGCUAUCAGAGCCAGAACUAUGAUCGAGUGACAAACACUCAAAUUUUAAUCAGCGGAGCUCCGUUAGAGGUGACACCAUACGAGGAUGCGAGCAAUGGCAAUGGCAACGGCAACGGCAAUGCGAAUGCCACAAAUGGCACCGACAAUGGCUGUCGUGAUGUUGGGAUGCAACUCUGAGAGCGAGUUAACGCAUCCUCGUCGACGAUGGCCAGCGUUGAUGUAGAUGUGUUGCCCAUGACAAUUGGUAAACUGCCCGGACCUAGCAUAUUGAAGACCUCUGCCCGGCACGCCAGCAAUAUGAAUCCACAAAGUCAUCCAGCGAUACCUGAAGUGAGUCCCAGCAAGCAGCCGUUGAUCAAAGCGGACAGCGAGAACGAAGAAACCCCCAAGAAACAUUCUACCUUAAUAACAGCAGCAAAACCAGCACCACCGACAACAACAGUGGCAGCAACAGUUGCUGCUACCACCAAAGUGUUGGCCACAGGCACGAUGGGCAGUGGACGUGAGUGCAAUACAAUGUCGACAUUCACAGCCGGAGGUGGAGAAGACAUGCUUAUGCCCAAGACAGCUGCUGCUCCUGUUGUUGCCAGCCCACAGCCGAGAAUUGCAGCAGCAACGGCACCAGCACCAGCCACAACUAGCAAUAUUGCUGCUGUGCCAACUGGCCCGAAGCCAAACGCAGCUCUAUCCACUUUCAUGCCAACCACAAAGCCAAUAACAACAUCUGUUGCAGGUCCUGACGCUGGUAAUAUCAGUAAAAUAACAGCAACAGGUGCAACAAGUGUGAGUGUUGCCAGCACAAAAGCAAUCAAUGGCAAAGUUUCGGAUACUACCACAACUUGUGCAAUAACAAAGUCACCAGCAGCAACCACAAUAACCGUGUCGGCAAAACUGCAACCAAGUGUUACAAUUGCUAAUAAGACGGCAAAGCCAACGCCCACAGUUGCUGCUGUAACGGCGACAACAACAGUAGCAGCGUCGAAUAACAAGCAAGUUAUGUCAACAAAAAUAGCUGCAACAAUAUUACAGCCAGCUGCAACUGUUGUUGCCAAAACAACAGCAAACACAGCCUCAUCUGUUGCUGCAUCAUCAGCAAUAACUGUCAAUGUUGACAGCACGACUGCUGCGAAAAAACCUCAAUCAGUGACAAUAUCAACGGCGGUCUUGCAGCCAGCAAAAGCUGUUGCUGUGACCAAUACAACAAAAGCAGUAACAGCAACAACUGUUGUCGCAACUAAUUCAACAGCAACAACUGCAAUUGUGAAAGAUGCAAACAGCAAAGGAACAGCAGGAACAAACACCACAGUUGUAUUCAGCAAUACAUCGACUUCAAUUGAAAAAGGUGCAAUUGCCAAACCCGUAACUGCCACAUCAACUACAGUUGUCGUCUGCAAUACAACUGCAACACCUACCACCACAGCACACCUAACCUCAGCUGUCAAGCCAACAUUCAGUUCAAAACCAACUGAUUCAAUAGCAACAGCAUCCAAACCCACAGCAACAGCAUUGACAUCAAAGACCACAACGUCACCAGCUACUUCAAAGCCGCAAGCAAGCAAACCAUCCACAGCAAGCAGCAGCAACAUGUCCCCAAAGAUCACCAAAUCAUCUGCAACAUCGAAGCCAACAACUACAAGUCCUACAAAGACAUCAAACCCAAUAGCAACAAGUCCCACAAAGACAGUAAAGCGGACUACAAAUAGUCCCACAAAGUCAGCAAAGCCAACUACAACAACUAGUCCCACAAAGUCAGCAAAGCCAACAACAACUAGCCCCACAAAGACAACCAAACCAGCCGCCACAAGUCCUACAAAGACAACAAAUAAGUCCACAAAAUCAUUGCCAACAACAACAGGCUCAAAUGCAAAGACAGAGAUAACAAACAAAGCAGCAGGAACAUCACAUAAAACGAAAUCAAAUUCGGCAACUAACAAGUAGAUUGUCAACAGCAGAGAAAUACCCAACCUCGAAAGCUACUCAAAACGAAGUUCAAAUAUCGAACUAUAUUUUUUCUAAAUACCUACAUGCAUUGUAAAAAUGUUGAGCUAAGCGAAAAGUUGUUGUUAGACUAAGUAAAGAUAUACACAUUAUGUGCAUGUUAUAUCGAUAAAAGUUUAUAUAGAUUGCAUAUUUUAUAAAUAUUUAUUUUUUACUUUUACUUUGGCAGCGAACCUAACGAAAAAAACUAAACAAUGAUAAAGAAUGCGGAAAUUUGCAACAUUUUUAAAAACUUUGAUAGUUCCUGGAGAACUAAUUAUGAACAGUUACCACAAAAAUGUUUCCUAAUGGCAGACUUAACAAAGCAAAACUAUACAAAAACACUUGAAAUGUUUCCUAGCAAUACACUCAACAGUAGCAUUCACCACCAAUGUACCUACAUUAUAAUCAUAUUCAACGGUUCCUUGCUAUCUGAUAUAUGAGAUUUAUAUUCAUCUUAGCAUUAUGUUGAAAGACUCAUUACAAUUACCAAGACGAAAAGUUAACGUAGUUAUUAGAUCUACCAUUCUCAUUAAUAUUCGAGAAUUGUUCAUUUGAUUGUAGUCCGAAUGAAAAUGAAAAAUGAAUGUCUAUAUAUGUAUGUCGCGAUUGCAUAUGGUAUUCUAUGCAUCUACUUAUCUACUAAUGUACUUAUCAUUAGAGACUUUACAAUGGAUACUGAUACAAUUUGAGAGCAAUGUGCAAGUGCAAUGGCAAAAGUAUAAGUUGAAAUUUUAAGCAAAAGAGAUUUAUAUGCAUAUACAAUAUACCCUAUAUACGCAUACAAACCUAUACAUUAUAAAAACAAAAACAAUGUUAAUUGUUCAUUUUUACAGCAAAUGUUGUCCAAAAGGAUAUUUUUAAUACUUGUGAGCUUGCAAUGCGGUGAAGGAUUGGAUUUCUAACUUAUUUAUUAUAUGUUUGUUUUCAUUGGCAAGUCCUGUGUCGAAUGAUAUUUUCCCUGCAAUUUCAAAGAGUUAUUUUGAAAUGAUUUGAAAAUGGAAUUCAAGACAGAACUAUACAUAGUAUGUAAUAUACAUGCACGUUCAAAUUAAUAUUUAUACUAAGAGAUAGUAAGUACACAUGUGUUGUGUAUGUAAAUGUGUGUCUACAUAAAAACUUUAUCUGAUAGGCCUAAACAAAUGAGAGACUCAUGUACCUAAAUGACAAAACUAAGAUACAUUCAUAGACAAGCAAGUAUAUAUGGGCAUAUGGGCGAGCAUUCGAACAUAAUUCCGAUGGUUCUUAUAACAUAAGUAGAUAUUUAGACAUGUUUUAUGUGUGUGUAAGUGUGAUUGUGAAGUAUUUAGAUAAACUAUCCAAUACUCUCCACUAGCUAAACUAACGAAGCUCACAAAUCAAAAAAACAAUAAUUAACCUAAUGGAAUAUAUAUUGUAUAAUUUAUAUUGCAAAUAUUGUGUAUCGUUGUUGAAACCCUAUUUACAUAAAUGUUGAGUACUAGAAAGAAAUCAUAUAAGCUGUGCGUUGCCUACAAAAAUAUUAAUUGUAAUACAAAUUAUAUAUACAUAUAUAUCUAUAUAUAAAAUAGCAAUUAUCAAAAAAAUAUUUGUAUGUGUUUGUACAUGUAGCUAGAAGUAAGAAUGAAUUAAAUCAAAUAAUAGCAAAAGCUUAUGAAAUCAAAAAGAUAUUGAUACUGAAAAUAAUUGAAAUAUUUUAUUUUAUUUGAAUUCAUUUUGAAAAAGAAACCCUAAACAUUUGUGAUACUUAUUUGAAGAAAUUGAAACAUUUUGAAAUAAUUCAUCAUUUUGGGAGAUCAAAUUAUUAUGUAUUGUCCACAUAUUUAUAUGAGUAUUUGUAGACAUAGAGCCUAAAUAGUUAAAAUUAGAAAUAAGGAAAUAAAAACAGGAAUUUUAAUCGAUUGUUGUUCUUUAGUUAUUGUUAUUUUUAGCGCAGUAGCUGUGAAAUAUUAUAGAAUUAGGCAUGUACUAUGUACCUAGAAGUUAUAUGGAUCUAUUUCGAAUUCCAUGCUUCGAUCAAAUCAAUACUUUUUCGGAAAUCUCCAACGACCUUAUGAAAACGUUGGAAUUCGAAAAGGUCCAUAAUAUAUGUACCCAUUACUUAUUGUUAAAUGAAUAACCCAUUGUUGCAUGCUGUUAAUUAAUAUGGAUGUGUGUACCUGCAAAACAAAGCUACAAAAAUUAUCAAUAAUAAUUUGAAUAUAUGGAAAUAUUAAAUGGCUGUUAAACACCUGAGUAUAAGGUAUUAAAAAAUCGAUCAAAUUGCAAUUCGAAAUAUAAUAUAGUACUAGCACUAUUUACGUCUCGUGUAAAUACAUAAUGAGCCAAAAAGUUUCAGACCAGCAAAUUCAAAGUAAUAUGCUCUAAAUCAAAAAUUCGCUUAAAUCUAAUAUCUAGUUAAACUGUCAAUUCAGACAAAUUCAAUGUUUUGAUAUUGAAAAGAAAUAAGAAAGUUUACUUUAACCCGUAAAGGCGAACAAAACACAGGAGCUUCAAAUUUUAUAUGAAUCUUUGAGCUACGUCAAGACAUGAAAAUAAUAAUAAACAAAAUGAGGAAAAUAUUACAAAAUUCAUAUCGCUACAUUAAGCCAAUAAAAUGAAUAUACAAUAUGCGAUGCAAUCUGUAAUCUUUGCAAAACUCCUCCCACCUUUUAAUCCGAUCGAUGUACAGUAACACUCAUUUCAGGAACACUAAUUAAAAUAAAACAAAAAAGCGUUGUAAACAAAAUAUACAUUAAUUUUAAAAACAUAUUAUAUACGCCGCAGAAUAGAAUUGAUGUAUUCAUUAUUUUGUAAGUCUAGCGUAUAUAAGCAUUAUUUGUCGGAUCAAAAUCGACUAAACAAUGUCUCAUACCUAAUAUUACUUACACAUAUUUGGAUAUGAACAGAUAAUUCAGUUUUAUUGCUAUUCUACAAAUACUCUUGAUGACCUUUAUUUAUUUGGUUAAUAUACCUUCACAUUGAAAUAAUACUAUACCAAGCAAUAGGUAUGAGGCAUAAAAACUAAUGUAAGGUCAUAACAAUAUUGUUUACAACAUUAAACUGUUGCAAAAAAAAAUAAACUGUUUAAUUAUUUUGUAUGUAUAGUAAUAGUAAAGAAAUAUUUAGGAGCGUUUCCCAUCAUCCGUUCGAAAUUUUUGAAGUUAAUUGAACAAAUUUAUGAUUGCAAUAAAUUGAAAUUAUGAAUUAUGAGACCGAACCUUAUAAUAAUAAUUUGAUGUUCUUGUAAUUGCCUAAUGAGCACAUGUAUACAUUUGUGAGUGAAAAUUUAAACAAAUUAUAUUCCAAAGCGGCCAACAAAAGAACAAAAAGUAUGUUGCAAUAAUGUAAGGAAAUGAUUAUAUAUAUAUAUAUACAUAAUUAUAUAAAUAAAUAUUUAUGGGUU
Drosophila albomicans is the source of this 8077-nucleotide messenger RNA. RefSeq names its product sodium- and chloride-dependent glycine transporter 1 (gene GlyT). The transcript has 10 exons. NCBI's taxonomy places the organism in Eukaryota, Metazoa, Arthropoda, Insecta, Diptera, Drosophilidae. The record is from RefSeq and is a predicted model, not a curated record. Gene Ontology annotation, biological process: sodium ion transmembrane transport. Gene Ontology annotation, cellular component: membrane. The coding region runs from base 631 to 2913 and encodes 760 amino acids.